CUCCUGGCCUCAACUAAAGAAUCGAAAGAGCCAAGUGGCCAAACUACCGAAAGAAUUGACGAUAACCAGCGCGUCCUGUUUGCAGAACUCUACGUCGAGUCGCAUCAUGUUUACAGGAUGCAGCGGAAUUGAUGCUACCUACUGGACCCAAGUUUUCGUUUCAUCGGACUUAACCUCUGUAGCGAUGCAAGCAGCACCACGGUAAACUCGUCUAAGCGGGAUACUCGUCAUGGCGCCAGCGAUGACUCAACACCGCCAGGAUGCUCAAAAAUUCAUAUCAUCGCCAUGUGCUGCGCCAGAACCACUUGGUAACACCUUCGCCUUGCUUGCCAGAAGCGCGUUGAAGUGUCGGUCCAGUACAUUUCGAAACCAUGAAAAAAACAAAUUCUUAUGUUGCCUAACGAUUCUUUUCGCAACUUUACAGCCCAGCACCACCAUCCUCACAUUAGUGCGUCAAAGACACACGCUGCAUCAUGAGCUCCACACCCGCCGACAAGACCAAUGCCGCCCGCGCCCCGCAGCGCCUCACACUGGAGGAGAAGGUCUGGUAUGACCGACGACGGAGCGAUCUCGAGUACUGCUCGGGCGUUGGAGGCGCACUGGGCGCCGCUGUACUCGCCGGCGUCACUGCCCUGGGUCCAUUCCCAAGACGCACGCAAUUCCUCGCCAUUGUUGGAGGCGGAAUCAUUGGCGCAGGCACCGGUUUCCUUUAUGCAGACACAAAGGCACUCGAGCGCGUGCAGGACCUAAGCGCCAGCAGCAACCUGCGCAAACAAUACCAGCAAAUUGAGUUGGAGAGAAAAGCGGCCAAGACUUCCAAGUAAACCUUAGGCCUUGCACAAAACAAUAGGGAGAAGCUGCUUAAGUUGCACAAAGAAGACACAAAUGCUCAAAAGCCAGCAAGUUCCUAUUAUAAACGGGGAAGACACGCUUCCAUAUGCACCACAGAUUUAUUCCUCCUUCGAUCUGCUCCUUCAACUUAUUUCUCUUUUUUCUUUCUUGGUCAGGUUUCUGGUCAAGUUUUUUUUAUCGGAU
Molecule: messenger RNA, 1035 nt
Organism: Phytophthora nicotianae INRA-310
Lineage: Eukaryota; Oomycota; Peronosporomycetes; Peronosporales; Peronosporaceae
Exons: 3
Coding region: 474-824 (116 amino acids)
Source: RefSeq, a predicted model, not a curated record